AUACCAGACAAUACAAGCAGUGGAUGUACAUUAAAUGCAGGAAUAAGUCCUAAUGUACAAUCUUCAUAUAAACGAUAAUAAUGUGUGUAUACAAGCCUAUAGUUAUAUACCAUUUUCCUAUUCAAAGAGAAAUUAAUGGUUGGGGUCAGGCCUUACAAGUACUGCUUGGUUGUUGAUCAAAACCUGAAAGGAACGGGAAAAAUUGGAUGAUGAGUUUGUGCAAAAACAACUGCACAUCUAUUUGCAUUAACGGUGAAUCCUCCUUUCGAAAAAAACAAACUCAGGCGAUAUAUAGCUAUUUUCCUGCACUAAUGUGUUUCCUGCAUAACACUGAAAGUUCCUUGCUUAGAUCAACACUAUUAUAAUAGUACCACAACCGUGUUUUUCUUCCCACCCUCCCUACAUGUGCAUGCAGCUAAGUUGGAGAGAGAGAAUCGUGGAAGUCAUUAGGGACUCUGCAGAAUUUUCAGGUAGCAAAGUCUCCUACCAACUCUUGAUAUUCGACCCGCGGAAGCGAACGCUCAAAGAUCGAAUUCCCAUGGAGGACAUUGUCACCAUUCGUGCCAGCUGCGACUGCUUUUUCCAGAUCUUCCUCUCGAGUGGAAAGAUUCUCCAGUUCAGAGCUGAGAACAUGGAGAGCCAGGCCUACUGGAUGGCACUCAUCAAAGUUGGCCUUGGAAGAGGUUCUAUUUUCCAUGUUCGGGUCCAUACUCCGCAGAAGGGACUGGAGCACGCCUUGCUCUACAGCAUUGCGGUCAACCUGCCUGCCCACAGAGUGGGUCAAUUGGACCGCGUCCUCGUGUUGGCAUCUCCGAUCAAUGACAUCAACAUUCACGCAUGGGAUCUCAAUCGCGUUAAGCAUUUCAUGCAACUCGACAUCGGGAUUCAGAUGGAGUUGUGCGGCUACUGCGUCACCUCGAACCUCCAGGGAACGUCCAUCACGUUCGUUCUUGACAAGAUCUUUCAUGGCGAGUGCAUCGACUUUCUCUGCCAGGAGGCUCGCAUCAGCAACCAGCCUGCAAACGAGAGCGGUCUGUUUGUGUAUCCAGUCAACCAUGCUUGCACUCGACCUCCGUCGUACACGGAUAGCCAGCAACGUUUGGCUCCGACAGGGGUCGGGGACGUCAAUCAAACUCUGAGUGACCUCCACUCGGCAAACGUCUACACAACUCGUGGGGAUGUUAACACACACACCAACGUUGCGAACGGAGGAGACGGAAGCUCUCAUUACCCAAUACAACCUGCAGUACCAACUAACAACAUGGAUGACCAGUCAGUCCCACCGAGGAACAUCACGCGGAAAAGAUUUGAGUCGGCCGUGCCUGCAGUUGCCCACCCCUACAUGAAUUUCCAACCGCAGCUCUUCCAACAGACGUGUUCGUCCAGUUUCGAGUCUCCCUACCAGAUCAGCAGUCGAAUCAUCAUCACAAACUCUGGUGAGGUGCAAUACGAGCGAAAUAUCCUGGGGAACAAGCCACAGCACCACGGUGGUUUCCACUUCAAGAGAAGCAUCCCCCUCCCACCUCGCUCCAAGGCCAACACUACCCCAAAACCUUCCCUCGCCACCCCAAAAGCCUCCCCAGACACCCCAAAAGCUUACCCUGACACCCCAACAGAUUACCCAAACACCCAAACAGCUUACCCCGGCACCCCAAAAGCUUACCCCGACACUCCGAAAGCUUACCCCGAUGCACCAAAAGUUAUAUUCCCUCUACCUCGCUCCCCAAAUCGGACAGUCUCCCUUCCCACUUCGCACCCUCGCCGAGAAGAGCAGAGAGCUAAUCGAAAACUCCAGAAACGUAUCAGUGAACUGUCUGACUCGGACGAGUCCUAUGUCUUCAUACCCAGCGUUGUCCGUGACCCUACCAGAGUGCCACUACCCCAACCUCCACAGCUGGGAUCAGAUCUCGAGGGUUCGAAUGUUCCCGACUCAUCACCCGAGGGUUCUAACGUUAGCAGUCCUUUCUACGUGAAUUAUUUCUACGCACACAAUGCGUCCAACGGUCACGGAACCCCUAUGGGGGGUUCUGAAUUUCCUGACCCCUCACUCGAGAACAACACUGCUGAUGAUCUGUCUCAAUACCCCUACCAUGACGAACCAACCAGCCAUGGUCUGCCAUCGGAUUUCUGCGACCCUUCAAUUCAGACUUCGUCGAAUUCGUCAAAGCCCCAGCCUCUGGUGGAGGAUGUAACAGUGUCACCGCCAAGAACUACAGAAACAAUAGAAGAAACUGACUCGUUCUCUGGUGCUUACGACGAUAUCGUGUUGUUGACGCAGCAGUUUUCCAUUAGACCGGGUAAGGGAGCAGUGCCUCACGUGAUAGCUACACAGGAAAUCCGAUCCUCUGAUUCUCCCGUUCCUGUUCCACCGGCUCGUGAUUACGUACCACACCGCCCAGUGUCACCCAACAAGCCUCAGGUGAAGCCGCGAAGGAACAAAACUUUCUCAGAAUCGGAUUCCAAAACUGACUUCGUGACCGCCGGACCAACAACUACUCAAAAAUCGUUGACCAUCCCUAAACCACGUAGCUCGAACUCUGACCUCUCCCGAUCGCCAUGUCAUCAUAUUAUGCUCGAUACUACCUCCCAAGACGAUCCAUUUUCUUCAACAACAUCUCCAGUCAUGGACAUUCCUCAUAAUUUUAACCCCCUCACCACUCCCCCUCCUCGUCACCAGUCGUCUGUGCUAAAUUACCCUCCCCUAACUCCGCCUAUUCCCAGACCACGCCCCUUAUUCUCCAGGUUCAGGGUGGGCGGAGUCCAGCAGAAGGCGGAAGAUGACAGUAUGGUAGGAAGAAACAGAGCUGGCUCCUCCCACAACCACCAGAGUCGACUGUCCUCCACCAAAUUUCACACACCUUUUGGUUCUGUUAGUGAUUUGUAGAUUUUGUUCCAUAGUUGUGUAUUUAUUGAAAUAAUGUUUGAAGAACAGUGAGCAUUAUUCAGGCUCUGAUCAUUCAAUAUCAAGUUCC
Geodia barretti is the source of this 2972-nucleotide messenger RNA. NCBI's taxonomy places the organism in Eukaryota, Metazoa, Porifera, Demospongiae, Tetractinellida, Geodiidae. The record is from the annotation of a GenBank genome assembly.